This is a messenger RNA of Aspergillus terreus NIH2624, 1212 nucleotides long. Its product is annotated as mitochondrial 54S ribosomal protein uL2m. Gene Ontology annotation, biological process: cytoplasmic translation. The transcript is spliced from 2 exons. NCBI's taxonomy places the organism in Eukaryota, Fungi, Ascomycota, Eurotiomycetes, Eurotiales, Aspergillaceae. Bases 1 to 1212 code for a protein of 403 amino acids. Gene Ontology annotation, molecular function: structural constituent of ribosome; RNA binding. Gene Ontology annotation, cellular component: ribosome. The record is from RefSeq and is a predicted model, not a curated record.
AUGAUGCUGCAGCCUCGUCUGGCCUUGACCGGCCUUCGCCUUCCCUUCCGUUGUCUGUCGUCGAUCUCCUCCCGGGCCUACUCGACGACGAUCCACGAAAAAGAGACCCCCCCGACGGAAGAAUCAUCUACCUCGACCUUUGAUCCGAGCAUUGCCUUUGCUCCUCCCCCGACCCGCGAUGAGGCCGGUGUCCUCCUCCGAUCGUAUAAGCCCCGGACCCCCGGUAUCCGUCAUUUGCGCAGACCCAUCAACGACCACCUAUGGAAAGGUCGUCCCGUGCACAAGCUGACCUUCCCCAAACGAGGCCAUGCCAAGGGUGGUCGUAACAACUCCGGCCGAGUUACCAUCCGGCACCGUGGUGGUGGUCACAAGCGUCGGAUUCGCAUUGUUGACUUUGAGCGAGCGGCACCGGGCCCCCACCUGGUUGAGCGCAUUGAACACGACCCCGGCCGGAGUGCUCAUAUUGCCCUGGUCCGCAGUCAGGAAACUAAGCGUCUGAGCUACAUUCUCGCGGCGGAUGGCAUGCGGGCGGGUGAUGUCGUGCAGAGCUACAUGUCUGGUAUCCCGAAGGACCUGUGGGAAAGCAUGGGUGGAGUCGUGGAUCCUGGUGUGCUCGCCGCCAGAACCGCCUGGAGAGGAAACUGCCUGCCAUUGCACAUGAUUCCCGUCGGAACUCUGAUCUUCAACGUCGGUCUCCGCCCGGGCAAGGGAGGUCAGCUGUGCCGUAGUGCCGGAACUUUUGCGACGGUCAUUGCCAAGGGAAGCAACUCCCAAGCUCGGCCGGGAGAAGAGGAGGCCGAAGAGGGCGCAGAGGUCAAGAAGCUGACCCAGCGUGAACAGCAAAAGCAGCAACGCAUCGCCGAGCAUGUCACCAUCCGUCUGCAGAGUGGCGAGGUCCGACUCAUUCACAAGGAUUGCUGUGCUACUGUCGGAGUCGCUAGCAACCCCAACUACCAGUAUAGUCAACUCGGAAAGGCUGGUCGGUCUCGCUGGCUGAACAUCCGACCCACCGUCCGUGGUUUGGCUAUGAACGCUGCGGACCACCCUCACGGUGGUGGACGAGGAAAAUCGAAGGGUAACGUCGAUCCCAAGAGUCCCUGGGGUCUACCGGCCAAAUCCGGUUACAAGACUCGCCCCAAGUGGAAGAUCAACAAGGCUGUGGUUGUUCCUCGGGUGCGCAACCAGGGCAAGCGUCGCAGAGGAUACAGUUAA